This is a messenger RNA of Ziziphus jujuba (common jujube), 5090 nucleotides long. Its product is annotated as protein ROS1A. Gene Ontology annotation, biological process: DNA repair. Gene Ontology annotation, molecular function: DNA demethylase activity; DNA N-glycosylase activity. The coding region runs from base 574 to 4923 and encodes 1449 amino acids. The record is from RefSeq and is a predicted model, not a curated record. Lineage: Eukaryota; Viridiplantae; Streptophyta; Magnoliopsida; Rosales; Rhamnaceae. The transcript has 23 exons.
AUAUAUAUAUAUAUAUAUAUAUGGAAGUGUAAAAAAUUCAUUAUGGAAUAUUUUCUGAAAAUUUAAUAAGUAGAAACAGUACCAUGCGACCUUCUUCGGUAAUUAAAUUACUAUAGAAAAAUGAUAGGUGAUAAUAAUAAAAUAAAAUAAAAAAUAGUUAAAAGGCAAAAAAUUGUGACCGAUGAUCUGACAUGUCAUAGUCUUAUAGGAGGUACUUUCAGCCCAGCCCCUAUCGAUAUGUACCUCAUCCUUAGGUUAAGUAAAAAUAACAAAUAAAAAAAAUUUUAAAAAAAAAUAGUCUUCCAGUUGAACCAUAAUUCUCCUCUGUGCUACUCCUCUAAAUAUAUAUUAAAUUCUACAUCUACAGUUCCAAAAACUCCGUCUGAGUUUAUCUAUUUUUUUCAGAAAACAAAUUAUUUAUUUGUUUUCUUUGCUCUGUUUUACAGUUCCAGUUAAAUACUCAAAAGAUUAUAUCAGAUUACUUCAAGAUUAAGUACAAAAGAAAGGCCUCCAUACAGCCGCACCCUCUUCAUCAAUUAAGCGCAUAUUUGACCGUCAGCCUCCCAAGUUUUAAUGGCGUCAGAACCGAUACUCUAUGGAUCGAAUAUUGGAACUUCAAUGGAAGAAGAAGAAGAACAAGUAGUAGUUAAGAAACAGUGUCCACUGGGCCCUCACACCCCAGCAAAGCAAAUUCCAAACAGAACCCAGAAAACAUACUCCAGAAAUCCAGGGAAGAAGAACACUCUUCCCUCUAACACUUCUUCUUCUUCUUCUGCCUUUGAUGUUUCCACCAUUACUGGUUCACCAGAGAAAAGCAAUGAUGGAAAAGAAUCUUUUUUGCCUGAUUUAAACAUUGCUUGCCGUGAAGAGCCACCCAAUAAUUUUUCCCAGGAAACAAACAUCAAUCUUGGGUCAGAAAAAAUUACAGAGACUAUUGCUGCUGAUGCUUGUGUUGGAGAUUUGGGCAUUGCAACAGAGGAGGAGGGUAAUCGUCUUUUGCCAAGUGUUAAUUAUAAUGAGGAGAAGAAUUUUCAUGCUGCUAACCCUCUCAGUGCUAUUGGUUCAGCAUCGUCUGUGGCUUCCAAAAAAUCACAGAAUAACUUGAAAAAGAGACCAAACAAUGAUCUAGAUUUAGACAAGAAACCAAGGAAGAAGCCCAAGAAGAAGAUACACAGACCAAAAGUGGUUGGUGAAGGCAAACCCAAAAGGACUUUGGCACCCAAGACUCCAACAAAGCGUGCUCCGAAAUUGAAGAAGCCAAAAGCUGCUCCAAAAUCAGAGAAGCUAAAACGUGCUGCUAAAAAGCACCUCUCUUCGGGAAAGAGAGAGAAUAUGAAAAACCUCGAAAACUCAGAAACUAUCACAGAAGAAGUUUUCAUGGAAUUAUCUGUUUCGGAUCCAGUAGGCAGUUUAGAUGUGUCUCUUAGUGUGCCAAACCAUUUAACUGAUGAAAGCACCAGUGCAGUAGUCACUUCUCUACAAACACAAAAUAAUGGUUGUGAAAUGCCCGGGAAUAGUAUUCCUUUUUGUGAAAGAAUUGAUCUUUGCCAAGCAAUAGAGGGGCUAGUGAGGGACUGUUCCACAAACCAAUCAGAGGAGGACUACCAGAAUCAUUAUGGAGAAAAUGGUUAUCUCAGUUUUCCAAAGAAACUCCGGAAACUACGGAGUAAAAGGAGACGAAGAUCAGAAUGGAAAGUAAUAAUUAUAGAAGUGAAUAAGGCCAGCAAGAAAUCAAUGGCUGGCAGAAGAAACUAUGUGACACGUUUGUCUAGAAGAAUAGAAACCGCUUUACUUGAUAAAAUACAAUCAGUGUCUCAUCCCAAAAAGAAGAGAACGAUAAGGUGUAGGGCAAGGCACAAUCUAGCCAUCUCAAAUGCCUCAACAAUUUUAAGCCAAUUACCCAUAGCUCCCCAUGGAGAAGUACUUGCUAAUGGAAGACAUGAAAUUGAGGUUUCUCAAAUGGAUGAAGCUAACAAGGAGGUUUACCAAUUACCUAUUGCUCCCUUUGGAGAUGCACUUGCUAAUGGAACACACGAAAUUGAGGUUUCUCAAAUGGAUGAACCUAACGAGAAGGCUUUAUUUGCAGAAGAAAGGGUAACAGAGAUGCAACUUGAGGAGCAUAAGAAACUCCAACACGCUGCAAGAGGAGAUUCUGAAGAAAGGUCUAUGGAGGGAAGCACAGAGUUUAUUCCCUCCCAUCUCUACACAGAGUUUCAUAUAGGUUUAAUUAAAGAAAGUCCAUCACAGGAGGAGGAUUUUGUCUUUACUGGCAAAUCAAUAGGUGAUUACAAAAUGAAGGGCUCGAAAGAGAUGGGAUCCCCGCCUGUUUUAGAGUUUAACCCUUCCGAGCAUGAUAAAGCUUAUCUCACCGACAACUCAAUUGACAUGAAUGAUAAAAAUGAAGGAGGCUUACUUGAUCUUUUUCCGAGUGAAUAUGGAGCACCAGUUCAUUAUCAAAUACUGCAAGAUCAAAGUGUAGAUAUUCUUCAGGCUUCACAACGUAAUGGUCAAUUUGCUGAUGUUAAGAAAAAACCAAGAAAGAAAAAUGCAAAUAUUUCUCAGGCUUCAGAUGGUGCUAUUGUUCCACAUAAUGGACAAUCUGCGGUUGUUGAGCAAAAAAGAAAAAAUAAGCUAAAGUAUGAUCCUAGGUUUCAGCAAAUGUGGAAAUUUCAAUUGAAAUACCUUACCGAUGAGAGUGAAGAGAGAAAGAAAUAUUGGGAGAGUGAAAGAAAAAUAUUUAAAGGAAGGAUUGAUGCAUUUACUGCUCGCAUGCAUCAAAUCUUAGGGGACAGGAGGUUUUCACCAUGGAAAGGUUCGGUCUUGGACUCUGUGAUUGGAGUCUUUUUAACUCAAAAUGUUUCAGACUCUCUUUCUAGCAAUGCCUUCAUGUUGCUUGCUGCAAGAUUCCCAGCUCGGCCAAGAAGUCAAGAUCCGAUAAUAGAUUUUAGUCAAGAAUCAGUUGGAAGUAACACAGAAUAUCUUGAGCCAGCAUAUACUUCAGAAGAAUCUGAAACUGCAGGAGUUACCAAUCUUGCAGAUGAAGACAUGCCAACAUGUCUGGCCGAAGAUUGCAGCACAGAAGCCAAAGAUGACAUAUACCUGCAAAAUAAUAGUAAAAAAGCACUGGCAGUUUCUGAGCUUAAUGCUAACAGCAUGAUUCAGGAAAGACAGAAUGGUGAAAGUUCAAAUUCAAAAGAGCAACAACCUGAUAAAACAAAUAAAAGAAACGGAAAAAAGGUCUAUGAGAAAGAGAAAGUUAAAACUGAUUGGGAUGCAUUCAGAAAAAUGUACUGUACUAGUGAACAAAGAAGGCCUGAGCACAUGGAUUCUGUGGAUUGGGAAGCAGUCAGGAAUGCAGAAGCGCAAGUGAUUGCCAAAGUCAUCGAAGCACGUGGCCAAAAUAAUGUUCUUGCUGGACGAAUCAAGAGGUUUCUUGACCAAGUGGUUGAACUGCACAACUGCCUUGAUCUUGAAUGGUUAAGACAUGCACCUCCGGAUAAAGUGAAGGAAUACCUUUUGCAAUUCCAAGGUCUUGGUUUGAAAAGUGUGGAGUGUGUACGGCUUUUGGAACUUCAGAAUGUAGCCUUCCCGGUUGACACUAAUGUUGGUCGGAUAGCAGUUCGUCUCGGAUGGGUUCCUCUCCAGCCAUUGCCUGAAAAAGUCCAGAUACAUCUUUUGCAACAGAUGCCACUAAUGGAUUCCAUUCAAAAGUAUCUUUGGCCACGGCUAAAUGAAUUUGACCAUAAGACCCUGUAUGAACUGCAUUAUCAUUUGAUAACCUUUGGAAAGGUUUUUUGCCAAAAAACAAAACCGAGUUGCAAUCCUUGUCCAAUGAAAGCAGAAUGCAGACACUAUGCUAGUGAAUUUGCAAGUGCAAGAGGUGCCUUACCUGGGCCACCAACAAAUACAAGUAAGGCAAGUUCAAAAGCUCCAAUUGUGGCUCUUGGUCACCCUGGGCCCUCUUUGGAUCCAAUAUUACCAUUCCUUCUUGAGGCCAACUGGUUUUCAGCAUCACAACAUCAAGAGCAGAAUGUUGAAACCAUCAUCGAAGUGCAACCAUCACCAGAGCCAGCAGCAUCACAACAUCAAAAACAGAAUGCUGAACCCAUCAUUGAAGUGCCACCAUCACCAGAGCCAGCAUCUUGUGAGUCUGAGUUUCCACAUCUAGGUGACAUUGAAGAUUUUGGUCUUGAUGGUCCUGAUGAUAUGCCUACCAUCAAUCUCAGCACUCAAGAGUCCACAGGAACUAUGAAUUCAUUAAGUGUGAUGCUUCAUGAUGAUUAUGUAUUGUCAAGAGAUUUAGUUCCUUUGUCAGCAGAAGCUGCUUCCAAGCAUGUCUCCGAACUGAAGCAUGCCAGCCGCUUAAGGACAAAGCAUGAAGUCUAUGAACUUCCAGAUUAUCAUCCUCUGUUAAAUGGGUUUGAGAGAAGAGAUGCUCAUGAUCCAUAUCCAUACCUUCUUGCCAUACGUGCACCAGGCGAAUCUUCAACAUCGUCUCAACCAUCUCAGACUCCUGGGGAACCCUGCAGUAGCAGUUCUACAGAACAAAACCAUCAUACGGUUGAUGGAUCAAUUUUGAUACCCUGUAGAACAGCAAUGAGAGGGUCAUUUCCACUAAAUGGAACAUACUUCCAAGUUAAUGAGGUAUUUCUUGACCUAAAAACCAGUUCAGAACCAAUUAAAGUACCCAGAGGAUGGAUAUGGAACCUACCAAGGAGAACUGCUUACUUUGGUACCUCAGCAGGCUCAAUUUUAAGGGGUCUAUCAACUGAGGAAAUUCAGCAUUGUUUUUGGGCAGGUUUUAUUUGUGUGAGAUCAUUCGACCGAGAAGGACGUCAUCCUGUACCUCUCGCAAAGGAAUUUCAUAUUCCUACAAGUCAGCAGUCCGGGAAAGCCAAGAUAAACGAAGACGAUGAUGAGUAGGAUAUGAUACAAUUAUACUCCAAAAAUAAUAAUAAUAAUAAUAAUAAUAAUAUGUGCAGUUAGUUUUUUAAUACAAUUUAUGUCCUAUUCUUUCAUCAAAUGCUAUCGAUUAUUUUCAACUCUAAUUUUUACUUUUAUCGCCAAUAAAAAAAAUAAAAUAAAAAACU